Trichoderma virens Gv29-8 is the source of this 897-nucleotide messenger RNA. RefSeq lists its product as uncharacterized. Gene Ontology annotation, molecular function: structural constituent of ribosome. The record is from RefSeq and is a predicted model, not a curated record. NCBI's taxonomy places the organism in Eukaryota, Fungi, Ascomycota, Sordariomycetes, Hypocreales, Hypocreaceae. The transcript has 4 exons. Gene Ontology annotation, biological process: translation. Gene Ontology annotation, cellular component: ribosome; cytosolic small ribosomal subunit. The coding region runs from base 128 to 613 and encodes 161 amino acids.
AAGUGGCCCGAAAAAAGUGCGCCGUUGCCCUACUCCUCCAUUCUGUGCAAAACCAUCGACAUUGUCUUCCCACCCUCUACGACACGCCCUCUAGUUACGGUACCUCUCCGGAGAAGGAUAAUUCAAGAUGGCGACCGAGUUGACCGUCCAGUCGGAGCGUGCUUUCCAGAAGCAGCCUCACAUCUUCUUGAACUCCAAGACCAAGACCAAGAGCGUCCGACCGGGCAAGGGUGGACGACGAUGGUACAAGGAUGUUGGUCUGGGUUUCCGUACCCCCAAGACUGCCAUUGAGGGCAGCUACAUCGACAAGAAGUGCCCCUUCACCGGCCUCGUCUCUAUCCGUGGCCGUAUCCUGACCGGCACCGUCGUUUCCACCAAGAUGCACCGAACCGUCAUUAUCCGAAGAGAGUACCUUCACUACAUCCCCAAGUACUCUCGUUACGAGAAGCGACACAAGAACCUUGCCGCCCACGUCUCUCCUGCUUUCCGUGUUGAGGAGGGUGACCAGGUUACCGUUGGCCAGUGCAGGCCUCUCAGCAAGACUGUCCGCUUCAACGUCCUCCGCGUUCUGCCCCGAACUGGCAAGGCGGUCAAGUCGUUCACCAAGUUCUAAAUUGGGUUUCUCUACUGGCAUUUUUGGCGUGAUAAACAUCAGGGGGGAAUAAGUCAUCCCCGCUGGAGGGUCGGCAUGGGAAGUUGCUUUACAAAAUGAGUUGUAGACGCAAUCGUGAAUAAAAAGGAUUCAUGACCACGAUCUCGACGUCUCAGGAUUGUUUACGACGCUUAAUUCGAUUCCCAAUCAUGGAGCGCGAUGCAAAAGAAAUCUUGAUGAUGAGGCCCUCAGGUGAUGAAUGAAUAAAAACCCAAUGUUUAAAUAUCAACAAAAGGUUUCUCGUU